Molecule: messenger RNA, 2783 nt
Organism: Morus notabilis
Lineage: Eukaryota; Viridiplantae; Streptophyta; Magnoliopsida; Rosales; Moraceae
Product: twinkle homolog protein, chloroplastic/mitochondrial
Exons: 21
Coding region: 309-2384 (691 amino acids)
Biological process (GO): DNA replication
Molecular function (GO): 5'-3' DNA helicase activity; single-stranded DNA binding; ATP binding
Source: RefSeq, a predicted model, not a curated record
AAGAAAAUCCCACCCUAAAAGAGAACGGAGCAGUCUUUCCCUCACUCCCUCUUCCGUCGGCCCCCCCACACUUAAACACCGCACUCGCCGCCGUCCACCGAGCCGAACCUACUCACCUGAGCUGAGCGGACCCUCCUGAAGUUGCCCCGCGACGUUUCUUCAAACCCAUUAACCACUUCUUCUUCUUCUUCUUCUUCUUCUUCUUCUUCUUCUUUUUCUGCUUGGUAGCCAUGGUAUUUGUAUGUUACCUUUUCCUAUUCCAAACUUGAACAUAUUCAUAUACAGGACCUGGCUUCUUUUGCGCAGAAAUGCGUCUUCUUUAUAAUUCACUUCACAAGCUCUCCUUAAAACCCACAAGCAGUGUUUUAAUGGGGUCAAAGCAAUUCCUCAAGUCUACUUUUUUCUCAAACCCAUUAACCCCUGCUUCACAUAGACGCCUCUCCAACACUCGUAAACUCCCUUUCUCCGCUUUCCCUUCAAAACCCACCUCCAGAACUCAGCCCUGUUGCCUUAUCAAGACUAAUGGCUACUCCAGUGUCUCUGAAGCCAGUGACCCCAGAGCAGUCGUUUUGGAGGAUCCAGAAGAGAAGAAUGCUUCCCAGUUCAGGAUUUUGAAGCAGAAACUGGAGGACCUUGGUCUGGAGUGUGACAUAUCUGUGCCGGGUCAAUUUAACCACUUGAUUUGUCCAAUGUGCAAUGGUGGUGAUCAAGAGGAAAGGAGCUUAUCUCUUUUUAUUGAACAAGAUGGGAGUUCGGCUUUGUGGGUGUGUUUUCGUGCAAAAUGUGGGUGGAGAGGCAGCACGAGAGCUUUUGCGGAGAGUAAGCCAGCUUAUGAAAGACCAAACAAAAUAGCCAGAAUAAAGAAAAUACGAGAGAUAACAAUCGAGGAUCUGGGACUGGAACCACCUUGUGAUGAGAUAGUUGCUUACUUUUCAGAGAGAAUGAUAUCAAAGGAAACGAUGCAGAGAAAUGCUGUAAUGCAAAAGCGUUAUGAUGAUCAGUUCGCAAUUGCAUUUACGUACUGGAGAAAUGGAAAUCUUAUUAGUUGCAAGUAUCGGGAUAUCAACAAGAAGUUUUGGCAGGAAGCAGACACUGAGAAGAUCUUUUAUGGGCUGGAUGAUAUAAAGGAAGCUAGUGACAUUAUUAUUGUCGAGGGCGAAAUGGAUAAGCUUGCGAUGGAAGAAGCUGGCUUCCGUAACUGUGUGAGUGUCCCUGAUGGUGCACCUCCGUGUGUUUCCGAAAAGGAUUUGCCACCUAAAGAAACGGACACAAAGUAUCAGUACUUGUGGAACUGCAAAGAGUACUUAAAGAAGGCAUCACGCAUCAUACUAGCAACUGAUGGAGAUGUCCCUGGUCAAGCCUUGGCGGAAGAGCUUGCACGCCGUGUUGGAAGAGAAAGGUGUUGGCGAGUCAAGUGGCCAAAGAAAAAUGAGGUCGAUCAUUUCAAAGACGCGAAUGAGGUUCUCAUGUAUAUGGGUCCUGAUGUACUGAAGGAAGUAAUUGAGAAUGCUGAGUUAUACCCUAUACGGGGAUUGUUCAAUUUUAAAGAUUAUUUCAGUGAAAUAGAUGCAUAUUAUUAUCGGACUUUUGGAGAUGAGUUUGGUGCGUCAACUGGGUGGAGAUCUCUAAAUCACUUGUAUAAUGUCGUGCUAGGUGAAUUAACUGUAGUAACUGGAGUCCCUAAUUCAGGCAAGAGUGAGUGGAUUGAUGCUCUCUUGUGCAAUCUUAACGAAAGUAUGGGUUGGAAAUUUGCUCUUUGCUCGAUGGAAAACAAGGUCAGGGAGCACGCGAGGAAACUAUUGGAGAAACACAUGAAAAAGCCUUUCUUUAAUGUGCGUUAUGGUGAAUCUGCUCAGCGGAUGAGUCCUGAAGAGUUAGAGCAAGGAAAGGAAUGGCUAAAUGAGACCUUUCAUCUUAUUAGGUGUGAGGAUGAUGCACUUCCAAGUAUUAAGUGGGUUCUUGAUCUUGCAAAAGCAGCGGUUUUGAGGCAUGGGGUUCGUGGACUCGUAAUAGACCCUUAUAACGAGCUCGAUCAUCAGCGUCCUUCAAGCCAAACAGAAACAGAGUACGUUAGUCAGAUGCUUACCCAGGUUAAGCGGUUUGCACAACAUCACGCUUGCCAUGUUUGGUUUGUAGCACAUCCUCGACAGUUGCAAAAUUGGGCCGGGGAGCCACCGAAUCUUUACGAUAUAAGUGGAAGUGCACACUUCAUAAACAAAUGUGACAAUGGAAUUGUAGUUCAUCGUAACCGCGAUCCAGAUGCUGGUCCCGUUGAUCAAGUACAAAUUAUUGUCAGAAAGGUACGGAAUAAGGUCGCGGGAACCAUAGGUGAAGCCUACUUGGCGUAUGAUAGGGUGACAGGUCGAUAUAUUGAUAUUCAAUGAGGUUAAGAACAGCCUUGUACAGGGGCAUCUGCCGAUAAUCCACAUCUGGCAAGGUGCCGAUUGCCAUUGCCGUUUUAAGGAACACGGUAUGAGAAGAUCAAAAGGCGAUUUUGUUUUAGGAGGCUGGUAAUGUUCAAAUUUUUUUCCUUUUUCUUUUAUUAGAUUUCUAUAUUUCUGUAUACUUGAUUAUGUCGAUGUCUUGUAUUCAACGUGUAAUGACUUCAUCUCCUAGAUAAUAUAUCCUCUAUUUUCUACUCUCUCUCUCUCGCAACAUAGAUGGCACACCCUGUAUGUAUAUUAUGCAUUAGUCUCUUGUUUUUAGAGAAACAGUUUACUAUCUUCUUUCCCCACUAAUACCAAAUGUGUAGCAUAAGAACGACUUUGAUUGUAGUAUUUGCU